Artibeus jamaicensis (Jamaican fruit-eating bat) is the source of this 2205-nucleotide messenger RNA. RefSeq names its product neuregulin 3 (gene NRG3). Gene Ontology annotation, molecular function: chemorepellent activity. Gene Ontology annotation, biological process: intracellular signal transduction; animal organ development; nervous system development. Lineage: Eukaryota; Metazoa; Chordata; Mammalia; Chiroptera; Phyllostomidae. The coding region runs from base 1 to 2205 and encodes 734 amino acids. The transcript has 10 exons. The record is from RefSeq and is a predicted model, not a curated record.
AUGAGUGAAGGGGCGGCCGCUGCCUCGCCACCUGGAGCCGCUUCGGCAGCCGCCGCCUCGGCCGAGGAGGGCACCGCGGCGGCUGCGGCGGCAGCGGCGGCGGGCGGGGGCCCGGACGGCGGCGGCGGCGGCGGCGGCGAAGGGGCGGCCGAGCCCCCCCGGGAGUUACGCUGUAGCGACUGCAUCGUGUGGAACCGGCAGCAGACGUGGCUGUGCGUGGUGCCUCUUUUCAUCGGCUUUAUCGGCCUGGGGCUCAGUCUAAUGCUCCUCAAAUGGAUCGUGGUGGGCUCCGUCAAGGAAUACGUGCCCACCGACCUGGUGGACUCCAAGGGGAUGGGCCAGGACCCCUUUUUUCUCUCCAAGCCCAGCUCCUUCCCCAAGGCCAUGGAGACGACUACCACGACCACUUCCACAACGUCCCCAGCCACCCCUUCCUCCGGCGGCGCCGCCUCUUCCAGGACGCCCAACCGGAUUAGCACCCGCCUGACCACCAUCACGCGGGCUCCCACUCGCUUCCCGGGGCACCGAGUGCCCAUUCGGGCCAGCCCGCGCUCCACUACGGCACGAAGCACUGCGGGUCCCCCGACGGUCCUGUCCACGACGGCCCCUUUCUUCAGUAGCAGCACGCCAGGCUCCCGGCCUCCGCUGCCAGGAACCCCCAGUACCCAGGCAAUGCCCUCCUGGCCCACUGCGGCAUUCGCUACCUCCUCCUACCUUCAUGAUUCUACUCCUUCCUGGACCCUGUCUCCCUUUCAGGAUGCUGUCGCUGCCUCCUCCUCCUCCUCAUCUUCCUCCUCUUCUACCACCACCUCGUCUUCCUCCUCUACCACCACCACGCCAGAAACUAGCACCAGCCCCAAAUUUCAUACGACAACAUAUUCCACUGAGCGAUCUGAACACUUCAAACCCUGCCGAGACAAGGACCUUGCUUACUGUCUCAAUGAUGGCGAAUGCUUUGUGAUUGAAACCCUGACUGGAUCCCAUAAACACUGUCGGUGCAAAGAAGGCUACCAGGGAGUCCGUUGUGAUCAAUUUCUGCCAAAAACUGAUUCCAUCUUAUCAGAUCCAACAGACCACUUGGGGAUUGAAUUCAUGGAGAGUGAAGAAGUUUAUCAAAGGCAGGUGCUGUCAAUUUCAUGUAUCAUCUUUGGACUUAUCAUCGUGGGCAUGUUCUGUGCAGCAUUCUACUUCAAAAGCAAAAAACAAGCUAAACAAAUUCAAGAGCAGCUGAAAGAGCCACAAAAUGGUAAAAACUACAGUCUCAAAGCAUCCAGCACAAUGGCAAAGUCAGAACACUUGGUGAAGAAUCAUGUCCAGCUGCAAAAUUAUUCAAAGGCGGAAAGGCAUCCUGUGACUGCUUUGGAGAAAAUGAUGGAAUCAAGCUUUGUUGGCCCCCAGUCAUUCCCAGAGGUCCCUUCUCCUGACAGAGGAAGCCAAUCUGUCAAACACCACAGGAGUCUCUCCUCUUGCUGCAGCCCAGGACAAAAGAGUGGCAUGCUCCACAGGAACGCCUUCCGAAGGACACCACCCUCACCUCGAAGUAGGCUGGGCGGAAUUGUGGGACCAGCUUAUCAACAACUUGAGGAAUCAAGGAUCCCAGACCAAGAUACAAUACCUUGUCAAGGGAUAGAGGUCAGGAAGACUAUAUCCCACCUGCCUAUACAGCUGUGGUGUGUUGAAAGAUCCCUGGACUUAAAGUAUUCAUCCACCAGUUUAAGCACCCAACAAAAUGCAUCAGUAAAUAUGCAACUGCCUUCAAGAGAGACAAACUCCUAUUUUAAUAACUUGGAUCAAAAGGACCUGAUGGUAUAUUCAUCCACAAGGGCCAGUUCCGUGCCCAUCAUCCCUUCCAUGGGUCUAGAGGAAACCUGCAUGCAAAUGCCAGGGAUUUCUGAAGUAAAAAGCAUCAAAUGGUGCAAAAACUCCUACUCUGCUGAUGUUGUCAAUGUGAGUAUUCCAGUCAACGAUUGUCUUAUAGCAGAACAACAAGAAGUGAAAAUUUUGCUAGAAACUGUCCAGGAGCAGAUCCGAAUUCUGACUGAGGCCAGGCGGUCAGAAGACUAUGAACUAGCCAGUGUAGACACUGAGGACAGUGCAAGUGAAAACACAGCCUUCCUCCCCCUGAGUCCCACGGCCAAAUCAGAACGAGAGGCACAAUUUGUCUUAAGAAAUGAAAUACAAAGAGACUCUGCAUUGACCAAGUGA